Diabrotica virgifera virgifera (western corn rootworm) is the source of this 1381-nucleotide messenger RNA. RefSeq names its product lipase member N-like. The transcript is spliced from 7 exons. The record is from RefSeq and is a predicted model, not a curated record. Gene Ontology annotation, biological process: lipid metabolic process. Lineage: Eukaryota; Metazoa; Arthropoda; Insecta; Coleoptera; Chrysomelidae. Gene Ontology annotation, molecular function: hydrolase activity, acting on ester bonds. The coding region runs from base 69 to 1364 and encodes 431 amino acids.
UAAUGUGACUGAUAUUUUCGACAAUACGUGAUACAUACAAGAAAUUCUUAUCUACACGUACAUAUUGAAUGUUAACACGACAGCUUAUAGAAAAAUUAACUUUUAAUAUGUUGUUAAGUGUUUUUUUGUUGUGUUUAUUUUAUGUUAGUACCACAGAAGCAUUGAUUUCUAGGACUAAGAAUGUAAAAAAUGUGUGCACUGAUUUUAGAGCUUACGAUGCUCAGAGCAUGAAUAAGAGUAAGAAAUGUUUUUACAAUCCUGAUCUAAAUUCUGCUCCGAGUGAAAUUGCCAUUCGACAUGGAUUUCAUUUAGAAGAACAUCGAGUUACUACACAGGAUGGAUACAUCUUGACAAUUUUUCGAAUGAAACCCAAGAUCAAAGAUAUUAAAUCUUCCCAGGAACCAGUCAUAUUGCAACAUGGAAUUUUCGUCGACAGUAGAUCAUGGUUUAUAUCUGGGAACAGUUCAUUAGCUUUCAAAUUGGUCAACGAUGGUUAUGAUCUGUGGAUGCCAAAUUUCAGAGGCACUACUUACUCAAAAAAACAUUCAAAUAAAAAUAUUAGUCAAAAAGAAUACUUUAAUUAUAGUGUUCACGAAAUCGGUACCUAUGACGUGACAGCAAUUGUGGAAUACGUCGCUAACUUUACUGAAAGAAAGGACAUCGCUUACAUUGGCCAUUCUAUGGGCACCACAGCUUUUACAGUUUAUGCUACAGAGAAGCCAGAACAUUCCAGGAAGUAUAUAAAACAAAUAAUAUUUUUGGCACCAGUAAUCAACUUGAGUCAUCCUCCAGUAGCUUUAAAAAUAGUGUUACCGUAUACUUAUGUAAUUAAAGAAAUCUUUGAUUCACUCAAAGUAUAUGCUAUAGGAAAUCUGUCAGAAGUGCAAAGACUAUUCACCACAGCGUUCUGUAGGAACUAUCCCCUAAUCGUGGGUUGUCAAAUUGCCAUGUCUUUGGUUAGUGGAAUAGUAAUGGAACAAGUGAGGCCCGAAGUUGUUCCACUUAUCGUAAAACUCUUCCCUGUAGCAAUAUCCGUCAAAUCUUUAGUGCAUUUUGCACAAAUUGCUCUUAACAAUGGAACUUUUCAACAGUUCGACUAUGGUGAUCAGCUUAACAUGAAAAAGUACAAUUCAACAAUGCCUCCAAAAUAUGAUAUAGACAAAAUGAAGAUUCCUAUCACAAUUUUUGCAGGAAGUCAUGAUAUAUUGUCUGAAAUUCAGGAUGUACAUCGAUUCUAUGACAGCCUUAAAUCACCGAAAGCCCUUCAUACAUAUGAAUUAUCCCAUUUAGAUUAUAUGUAUGGAAAAGAUGUAAUAGAUAUGUAUAAUGACAUUUUACAAGUAUUAAAAAAAGAUUUAAAAUAAACUAUUAAUUGUUUUAA